CUUUUGGCACGUCUGUCAGCCGCCAGCCGACCAGCCAGUCAGUCAGACACACACAUAGAGACAGGCGUCUGUGUGUCCCCUCUUCUGUUUGACGUGACUGAUCUAUGGACCCGUCGUCUAUUAGGACAUCAGCGUGUCUGUCGCCUCUAAUGUUUGCGGCUAUAGGAUUACAACAAAAACAUGUACAGCGUGAGCAAGUACUACAGACGAAACCAUCACAGUACAGAAACUUAACUGGAACCAAGGAAUCCACCGGUAUGAAACCAGUUUACAGUUUGAAUGUUAGUGGGGUUUUCUGAGACAGUGAAAAAUUGCGGCUGAUGUCACUUCUGGUUCAUUGGUCACACUAGCACUGAAAGGCAAAGUGGAGCGCGUUGCAUUAUGGGACGUGGCAUUCUGUGUUGCUUGCUCCGUUGUGCGCCGAGCGUUUUGACAAAUGCUUUAGGUCAUCUGUGUAUCCUGUGCGUAUAGAAAAUAUACACGGCGUGCACAGAAUACGCAUUACAUUCUGGAGCAACAGCAUAGCGUGGCAGGAGCUCAAUGGCCUCUGCGGAAGCUCAUAUUCUCAUUGAAAUGCACUUAUAUAAUAGUACAUUUCAGAAAAAAAUCGAGCAUAAUAAUCGUACUUUUCAAAUAAUUCAGGCAAAAUUUUGAAAUCAUUAUUCCCAAAAAUGCGUCCUCGACCGAUCCUUUUUUAAUGGAGAUUUUAUCCUUACCAAAAUAAUACAUCAUAGACCGCAGAUGUUCUGCCUCCGUUCUGCUGAUUUAAUCUGCAAUUUAAAUUCUUCUGAUGAGAGAAGAGGAACAAUGAGUGAAAUGGUUAUUGAUUCAGCAUGAGGCCAAACUGUCUUAUGAUUAUGGACAUUAUUGACAUUGACUCGACGUCAACAUUUGCAGAAAGAAGGUUAUCUCUGCCUCACACACCUCAUGGAUUUGACUUGAGAAUACAGCAGAACGAGUCUAUGAUGCUGUACAAUUAUACACAGUUAGUAUAAUGUGUGUACACUGCUCAGUUGGUGUUAAUGAAGUCUGCGGUUAUUAAUAAUGCAUGUUGAAUACGGUAUUUAUGAAGGAAAUUAUAGAGUAUUUCCGGAUCAUUCCAGCAUAUGGAUGUUAACAGACCCCUGGCGUUUCCAGUCUGUAUCGUCACACUUUGUCAUGCAAUUAUCUUGUUUUGUCCUUUACAAAAUAGCAGUCUGGGAUGAAUAAGAAAAGGCUUGAUCCAUUUUUUGUCAUUUUUAUUUGAGGUUACAUUCAAUUCAAUUCAAUUUUAUUUAUAUAGCGCUUUUCACAAUGUGCAUUGUUCCAAAGCAGCUUUACAGGAGCAAAUAAGAAAAACACAGAAAGGUAAAACACAGCACAGUGCAUGGUGUUUAUAGACCAAGCAAGAUCAUUAUAAUAAAUAAUAUCUAAUAAAUAAAUGAAUAAAUAAAUGCAGUCUCCCGGUGAGCAAGCCAACACUGCACUGCUCUGCUGUGGCGAGGAAUGAUACAUGAGGUGAUACAAUCGAUUUUCUUUUCAUUGUUUUAUUAAAGGAAUAGUGCACCCAAAAAUAACAAUUCUGUCAUCAUUUACUGAUUGUUCCAAACUUGUAUAAAUGUCUUUGUUCUGCUGAACACAAAGGGAGAUAUUUGUAAGAAUGCCAGUAACUAAACAGCUCUCAUCCCCCAUUGACUCCCGUAGUUGGGAAAAUAAAUACAUUUGGAGUCAAUGACGGAGGAGAUCUGUUUUGUUACUGACAUUCUUCCAAAUAUCUUCCUUUGAGGUGAACUAUCCCUUUAAUAUUUUGAUUAAGCUUUAUAUUUAAAAUUUCAGUUUGUUAUCUUUAAAAUCUUUAUUUCUUUCAUAGUUGUUUGAUCUGUUGAAUGUGAUUUAUUACUGUGCCAAAGUGGAAACUUUUAGUAAUGUUCAAGCCGCUUCUCGUGGUGUUGCGCAGAAUUCCCGCGGUUGCGUAAGAAGUUGACGGGAAGAGACACAGGGCAGAAGUGACGCUGUGAGCGCUGAAUAUAAAUAUCAGAGCGCUGCCUGUCACAACCAGUGAACAGGACAAAGCAAUAUAAGCUGAGAAUAAACCUAAAGAAGCAUUUCAUUAGAACUUUCAGACAGGUAGUUCAUCCUUUAGUUUGGUGUGCAUUGACGUGUCGUGCACAGAACGUCUACAGAGGAAGAAGAAACUUGAAAGAAGAAGGACCAUCGCUGAAGAGGAGAAGAUGAAGCUCACACGUGUCUUUCUCUCUGCUGUGCUCAUAGUCGUUUGUUUCUGCAUCCUUCAGACUGCUGCCGGUCCUUUUACACAGGUACAUGAGGAUCAGGUGAAGAGUGAAGCUCCACAGAUAAACCAUCACAGUACAGAAACAUCACUGGAACAGAGAAAUCCACUGGCUCUGUUCAGAAGCAAGCGUCAGAGUCAUCUCUCUCUCUGCAGAUAUUGCUGUAACUGCUGUCACAACAAAGGCUGUGGAUUCUGCUGCAAAUUUUGAAAAUACGCUCAUUUUAUUUCAGAAAGAACAGCUGCUUGUGUGCAUUAACUUAUUUGGACUUUUAUCUUCUGCUUAGAGUAUUUUCCCAUCUAUGGGCCAUAAAUGUGCUGCGUCUCCUUGUGUACCGCUUUUUAAAAUUGUACAGCUGCUGAAUUGUGUAACAACACAAGGACUACUUUUGUUAAAGAAAACGUAUGUAUUUUUUACAUGUAUGUAUUUUUACGAUGUUAAAUUCAUGAUUGUUUAGUGAAGUGAGAUUUGUAAUAAAACUUUUCCUUUUCA
Molecule: messenger RNA, 2762 nt
Organism: Triplophysa rosa
Lineage: Eukaryota; Metazoa; Chordata; Actinopteri; Cypriniformes; Nemacheilidae
Gene: hamp
Product: hepcidin antimicrobial peptide
Exons: 4
Coding region: 2211-2480 (89 amino acids)
Biological process (GO): intracellular iron ion homeostasis; defense response to bacterium
Cellular component (GO): extracellular region
Source: RefSeq, a predicted model, not a curated record